GACCCAGAUGGGGCAGGUAUUAUGUAGGCCCAAUUCAGUUCAUGGUCUGCUAUGGUGCUGUUGUUGCUUCUACACUUCUAGGAGGACAAUGCAUGAAGGCAAUUUACUUACUAACCAACCCGGAUGGAACUAUGAAGUUAUAUGAAUUUGUGAUCAUAUUUGGGUGCUUUAUGUUGAUUUUAGCUCAAAUCCCAUCAUUUCACUCGCUGAGGCACAUCAAUUUGGUGUCAUUGGUUCUCUGCCUGGCCUAUAGUGCCUGUGCCACUGGUGGUUCCAUUUCUAUCGGAUCUUCCUCCAAGGGGCCAGAGAAGGACUAUUCCCUAGAGGGCAAUACUGAAGAUCGCAUAUUUGGGGUCUUCAAUGCAAUCGCCAUCAUUGCCACAACAUAUGGCAACGGAAUAAUUCCUGAAAUUCAGGCAACGCUAGCACCACCAGUGAAGGGGAAGAUGUUCAAGGGACUGUGUGUUUGUUAUACAGUAGCCACGGUGACUUUCUUCAGCGUAGCCAUCUCUGGGUAUUGGGCAUUUGGUAACCAAGCCGAGGGCCUCAUCCUCACCAACUUCUUGGUCGAUGGCAAAGCUUUGGUCCCCAAAUGGUUCAUUUUGAUGACCAACAUCUUCACCAUUCUCCAGCUUUCUGCUGUCGGUGUGGUAUACUUGCAGCCCACAAAUGAAGUGCUUGAAAGCACACUUGCUGACCCGAGAAAGACCGAGUUCUCGGCCCGAAACACCAUCCCAAGGUUAAUUGCCCGGUCACUAUCGGUAGUGAUAGCAACAACAAUAGCCGCAAUGCUUCCAUUUUUUGGGGACAUCAAUGCUGUCAUCGGAGCAUUUGGUUUUAUGCCGCUUGACUUUAUAUUGCCGGUGGUGUUCUUCAACUUGACAUUUAAACCGUCAAAGCAGAGCCCCAUUUUCUGGUUGAACGUUACUAUUGCAGUUGUUUUCUCGACAUUGGGGGUUAUUGCGGGGAUUGCCGCCGUUAGACAAAUUAGCCUUGAUGCCCAAAACUAUCGGUUAUUUGCUAAUGUAUGAAGUAGGGACAGGUAUCGGUGUCGGUAGGGGCAUUUUCGCCUACUAAUUCGUAAAAGUCGGUUAAUUAAACGACUUCAUAGCGACAAGAAAUAGUUUCGACUUUUUCGGUUAUUCGGUUAGUCGGUAAAUAAGUGGCCGAUCAAGUCUGUUAAUUGUCGGUUAUAAAUUUUUAUAUUAAGAAUUAUCAAUUUUCUUGUAACCUACAGAAUCAGAAUAUGCUAUAUAAAUAAAAAGAAA
Messenger RNA from Corylus avellana, 1268 nucleotides. NCBI's taxonomy places the organism in Eukaryota, Viridiplantae, Streptophyta, Magnoliopsida, Fagales, Betulaceae. The record is from RefSeq and is a predicted model, not a curated record.